AGUUGUAAUGCCACAACCUCUCUUCCCCAAGUUUUCUUGAGUCUUCUUUCUCGGCCAUCUCCGUGUUCUGCUUCUCGCUUGGCUCUGUUUGUGCAUUUCGCUUCCAACUGAAAUUUCUCCCCUCUCAGCUCUGUUUGUGGGUUUUCGGAAUUGGGUCGCAGCUGGACUGCCGGAACUCGGCACCAUGUGGACAAUCGUGGACAUUUCCACUCUCGAGGCGCGGAACGGAGUCAGGCUGCGGGAGCUGACUCGUUUGAGAUUCGUAGUUAGGGUUAGGUUGUGUUAGAGUGUUGCUAAGAAUUGGGGUUUUUUUUUUUUUUUUUUUUUUUUUUCCCUUCCUUUUGGUUGGUUGGUUGGUUUUUAGGUAGGUGAUAUGCUGCAUUGGUUGUCAAUGGACAUUGGGUGAUGUGGUGUAAUUAGGCUUUUCGGUGGCGGAAGGUAGCAAAAGUGAAAGCAUUGGGAUUUGACUGGAUUGCCCCCCCCGCGGAGUUUGAAUGGUGGACGACUGCCCUGUGCACAACAUGCAGGCCCAGUUUGACAUAGUCCAGGCUGAACCGACAGCCCUGCUCUAUAAGAGACCCGAUGGCGUAGCGCUCGUCGGCAGGGAAAACCGGAGGUUGAAAGAGCUUUUCAAGGAUUUCGGAGUUCAACCGUCAACUGUUGCAGUCAUGGGACAGAUGGGUUUCACGUUGAGCACGCUGAUCAACAUGAAAGACGAGGAAGUAGAUUUUGUAAUUAAAUCUAUGAUCGAGGAAUAUCACUUGGAUCUCUUGAUGGGCGAACAGUUUGGUAUUAAGGCGGCUGUUAGGGCCAAGCGGAGGCUGGUUGAGGAGGAGAUGGAGCAACAGCGCAUGGAUUUGGCUGCUCGAAGCAAUGAAAAGAAACGUAGGCUAGAGGAAUCGUCUGAUGGUUUACUUUUGAAGGAUGGCAAUGGUUCUCUGGAAGCUUUGGGACUAUUGGGUCUGACUGAUCCCGACAGUGACAGUGAGGGCAAAAAAGUUGCUAAAAGAAGACAGAGGAAAAGGCGGUCGAAGGAAGUCGGAGAGGACGGAGAGGAGAGACCCCGUGAACAUCCCUUUAUUGUGACAGAGCCUGGUGAACCUGCCAAGGGAAAGAAGAAUGGUUUGGAUUAUUUGUUUGAUUUAUACGAGCAAUGUGGGAAAUUCUUGGAGGAGGUGCAGCACAUUGCCAAAGAGAAAGGGGAGAAGUGUCCAAGUAAGGUCACCAACGAGGUUUUCCGUCACGCAAAACUCACUGGUGCUGGCUACAUCAACAAGCCGAAGAUGAGGGACUACGUGCAUUGCUAUGCGUUGCAUUGUCUGGACGUGGAGACAUCAAAUAACCUUAGGAAAGAGUACAAAGAGCGUGGAGAAAAUGUUGGUGCCUGGUGUCAAGCGUGCUAUUUCCCUCUAGUUAAAUUAGCAAGGCAGAAUGAGUGGGAUAUUGAUGACCUCUUUAAUCGGAAUGACAAGCUUCGGAUCUGGUAUGUCCCCACGAAACUCCGGCAAUUGUGUCACAUUGAGAGGAUGAAGCACGGUGAAUGAGCCCUUGUACAUUAAAUAGUAUACUUAUGUCAAGGUUUGAGGUUGGAGUAGUUCUUCAUUCUAAACUUACAUUGUAUCGGAUUCACAUUUGGAGUCUCCUGGAACACACGGGUAGGAUUACACAUUUUAUGUACGGGGUUACUGCACCAAUCUACACACUUUGUUUUUAAUGUAGAUGACAGGCUUAAUUUUGUACAGGAAUCUGUAGAAAUCUCUGUAGGUUGUGCCCCCCCUGUCCUUUUCAUAGUUGCAAUAUAUCAUAAUUACAAUUGCAAUUAGCAAUUACUGGAA
Physcomitrium patens is the source of this 1835-nucleotide messenger RNA. RefSeq names its product floricaula/leafy-like protein FL1. NCBI's taxonomy places the organism in Eukaryota, Viridiplantae, Streptophyta, Bryopsida, Funariales, Funariaceae. Gene Ontology annotation, biological process: regulation of DNA-templated transcription. Gene Ontology annotation, molecular function: DNA binding. The record is from RefSeq and is a predicted model, not a curated record.